CAAUAAUAAUUACAGAUUACAGAGUUUCCUCAGAAACUUCACAGAGUGCUGCGGUUCGUUUUCUCUCUCCUGUUUCAACUUGUCUGACUUUCCAUUUCUUCAUGUCAGGAACAGGAAGAGUCCUGAUAAGGUCACGGUGGGUGUGAUGUCAGUGUGGUGGGCGGGGCUAAGCUUAUAUAAGAGCAGCGGAGCUCCUCAGCUCAGACUGACUGAGCUGCCCCACACUGACUGAGUCUGAUGGGAGGAUGCUGCUGCAGCCUCUCUGGAACGUUCUGCUGGGACACUCGUCCCUCCUGCUCUCACCUGUCUUCCCCGUCCUCUUCUCCCUGUCCAUCUACCUGUCCUUCUGUCUGCCCUUCCUGUUGCUGGACCUGCUGUCCUCCAGGUGGGCCCUGGUGCGCAGGUACAAGCUGCAGCCUCAGAGCUCUGUCAGCUGGGCUUCGGUGCAGAGCUGCCUGGCCCUGACGCUCUACAACCACCUGGUCUUCAUCUUCCCCCUCACCCUUAUGCACUGGUACCUGAGGCCACUCCACCUGCCGCAGGAGGCCCCGCCCCUGCCCCGCCUCCUCGCUCAGGUGCUCGUCUGCCUGCUGCUCUUUGACUUCCAGAGCUUCACCUGGCACUUGCUGCACCACAGGGUGCCCUGGCUCUACCGCAACUUCCACAAGCUGCACCACACCUACACCUCCACCUCCGCCCUCACCACCGAGCACUCGGGAGCGUGGGAGACUCUGAGUCUGGGCUUCUUCGCCGCCUGCACCCCCGUCCUGCUGGGCUGCCACCCGCUCACCGAGCUCGCCUUCUUCACGCUCAACAUCUGGCUGUCGGUGGAGGAUCACUGUGGCUACGACUUGCCGUGGGCCACGCACCGCCUGGUGCCACUGGGGCUGUAUGGUGGGGCCCGCCACCACGACCUCCACCACCUCAACUCCAAGUGCAACUACGCCCCCUACUUCACCCACUGGGACCGACUGGCCGGGACACUGUACAUACCACAUGACUGAAUUACUGACGGAGGAGUCUGUGAACUGACGGAGGAGUCUGUGAAGUGAUGGAGGAGUUUGUGAACUGAUGGAGGAGUCUGUGAGCUGAUGGUCGAGUAUGUGAGCUGACGGAGGAGUCUGAACUGAUGGAGGAGUUUGUGAAGUGAUGGAGGAGUUUGUGAACUGACGGAGGAGUAUGUGAGCUGACGGAGGAGUAUGUGAGCUGAUGGAUGAGUCUGAACUGAUGGAGGAGUUUGUGAACUGAUGGAGGAGUCUGUGAGCUGAUGGUCGAGUAUGUGAGCUGACGGAGGAGUAUGUGAGCUGACGGAGGAGUAUGUGAGCUGAUGGAUGAGUCUGAACUGAUGGAGGAGUUUGUGAAGUGAUGGAGGAGUUUGUGAACUGAUGGAGGAGUCUGAAUUGAUGGAGGAGUUUGUGAAGUGAUGGAGGAGUCUGAAUUGAUGGAGGAGUUUGUGAAGUGAUGGAGGAGUUUGUGAACUGAUGGAGGAGUCUGAAGUGAUGGAGGAGUCUGAAGUGAUGGAGGAGUAUGUGAGCUGAGGAGGAGUUUGUUGAAACAAGGACGUUUGUGAACAGAUUUAAAGCUGAACAAAUUUCUGAUUGUUCAGAAAUGUUUACAUCAUAUUUUCUUUUACAUUAAAAGACUGAUGGCAAACUGCACAGACACACAUAUAGACACAUAUAUAUUUGUAUUAUUAUUUAUUUGUUUAUUGAGGAGCUCAGUGAGGACUGAUGUGAGCCGCCUGUAACUGUCUGUCUGCAGUAAAAUGUUUUUAUGUGUUGAAUCUUUAAAAUCAGAAACUCUGCAGCUUCAGACCAGAUGACCUGUUUUAACAGCAGAUUUUUUACAGUGUAAUUUUGGCCAUUAUUUUUCAUGUUGUUUGAAUCAUAUGAAGAGUUUUAUAAUGAUUUAUGUUCCUGUGCAGCUGUGCUGCAUCAAGACCACAUGUUUAUUUAUUCUUAAUACAUCAGUUCAUAUUGAACAGAUGAAUAAGGUGCGGACCACGAUAGUUUUUAUAUGAAUAUAUAUUUAAUAUCAUUAAUGGCAGCUGAUUAAUGUUGAAGCUACAGUUAUAUAAAGUCUGAAUGUAAACAGACGACAGGAAGUGAAGAGACUGAACUGUGAUGUGUCGAGGAGAGAAACUCCUGAUGAAUGUUUGUCUGAGCUGAAAGUUUCAGACGUGACUGAAAAUAUGAAAUCAGUAUUUAUAUGAAUCUGUGAGAAUAAACUUUAUGAACUAAA
Messenger RNA from Epinephelus lanceolatus (giant grouper), 2241 nucleotides. It is a transcript of the gene ch25h, whose product is annotated as cholesterol 25-hydroxylase. Gene Ontology annotation, biological process: lipid biosynthetic process. Lineage: Eukaryota; Metazoa; Chordata; Actinopteri; Perciformes; Serranidae. The record is from RefSeq and is a predicted model, not a curated record. Gene Ontology annotation, molecular function: oxidoreductase activity; iron ion binding.